AUGGCUUCCAACGGCACUUCCAAUGUCUCCGCUACUGGCUUCGAGGUCACCCGCCCUGGCCGUCUCGCGGCAAAGACUGCGUUCAUUACCGGAGCUGCCGGCGGCAUCGGUCUAGAGACCACUGUCCUCUUCCUUCGUGAAGGUGCAUCUGUGAUCAUGUCCGACAUCUCGCGGCCAGCUCUUGACGCUGCGCUCGCCAAGCUUUCAUCCAUUGUGCCUUCUCACCCAGGUCAAGUCAAGAUCGUCGAAUGCGAUGUCUCCAAGGAGGCCUCUGUUGAAGCCGCCAUCGCAGCCGCUGACGAAUGGGGCGGUGUCGACAUCGUGUUCAAUAACGCCGGGAUCAUGCACGCCCUCGACGCAGACGCCGUUGACACCACCGACAAGAUCUGGGACCUCACCCACAACAUCAACGUCAAGGGUGUCUGGUACGGCUGCAAGCACGCCGUGCUCUCGAUGCGCAAGCAUGGCAAAACAAAAGGCAGCGUCAUCAACACCGCGAGCUUCGUCGCCCUCAUGGGCGCCGCCACACCGCAGCUGGCGUACACGGCCUCCAAAGGAGCCGUUCUGGCCAUGACGCGCGAGCUUGCCAUGGUGCACGCACGCGAGAACAUCCGCUUCAAUUCUCUCUGCCCUGGCCCACUCAACACACCCCUCCUUCAGGACUGGUUGGGCGACGACCUGCCGAAGCGUCACCGCCGCGAGGUGCAUUUCCCAUCCGGUCGCUUUGGUGAGGCGGUCGAGCAGGCCCAGGCCGUACUCUUCUUGGCUAGCGAUGAGAGCAGCUUUGUCAACGCGGCCGACUUUGUUGUCGAUGGCGGCCUCAGCAAGGCAUAUGUCACGGCCGAAGGGCCAGCUCCACCCGCACCCAAGAACAACGUUGUCUAA
Molecule: messenger RNA, 885 nt
Organism: Cyphellophora europaea CBS 101466
Lineage: Eukaryota; Fungi; Ascomycota; Eurotiomycetes; Chaetothyriales; Cyphellophoraceae
Exons: 2
Coding region: 1-885 (294 amino acids)
Source: RefSeq, a predicted model, not a curated record